AUGCAUGCAACCGCUGCCGCCUCCCUGUACACUGUGAGUACCCCGACUUUUUCUCACCUGCGCUCGCCUGGCUCCCUUAACUCUCAAGUCCUUCCGUCCGCUUUUCUCAAUCAAUACGGCAAGAACAAGGUCCGCAUACUGAGGCGCCGUCACUCUUGCCUCUUAGCUGUAGGAGCCUGGAAGUGGGGAAUGAAGCUGAAUUGGAACGGUCGAGCCCCCCAGGCUGCACAGAUUCCAGAUGCAGAAUGGGAGAAGCAUAAAGAUGUCAUCGUUUUACUUCGUCCGCUGAUGACUCUCGAGGCUCUGAUGGUCACUAUGGCACGAGACUAUAGUUUUACAGCUUCGCGGCCUCAAUACAAGUCAAGAUUCCAGAAGUGGGAGCUUCCUAAUGUAAAGGCGGCACCGAGUCUGCAUGGAAUUGGAACAACUCCGGCAGCCACCACAAGGGACCCAUCAUUUAAUUUGCCGCUACGUGAGGGAACGAGUAACCUUCAAGUCGAGGCUGUCGCAGAAUCGUUGCUCAGUCCGACUGCAGAGUCCACACCAUCUCCCGCCGUGGAACACGAAACACCCCUACGAGCGCACAUCCCGUCUGUUGCUAACUCCGAAGCCGAAAUGGAGAAUGUCGAUAACAAGAGAAGGCCAGUCCCGUUAUUUCAACCAGGUGGCAGUACAAGUGUUCAACCGGUAACGCCCAACCCAAGUCGGCCUUUGCAAAGCAAUCUAUAUCCUGGCAGCAUCGAGGUCAUUGCACCACGAGAUCUUAUUGAUGCUAUGGAGCGCUAUGAUGUCGAACCCAUGCUCUCUGCUCAAGACCUACAAAACAUCGCCGAAGCAGGCCAUUUUCUCUUUGCCGCUGGAUCAUACCAAAAUGCUUACGACUUGUAUACCAAAUACUUUCACGUUCUGUUGGCACGGAACCACGAGACGAUGCAUCCCUUGGUGUCUGCUGUUGUUAACGUUGCUCGCUCUGCCCAAAGUUUGACACAGCUAGAGGUUGCAAAGCAGGCAAUAGAAAAAUUGAUGCAAGAAGCCAAUGAGAAGCUCAAACUUUUUCCGACGGCAGAGUUUACAUUACGAGCUCAGUUGGCAGACAUUUUGCGGAAAUUGGGACAGCCUAUUGAAGCCGCAAAGCAGUGCGCAUUCGUUCUUACUGGCUCUUACGGUUGGGGAUGCGACUCAGGGUAUGUCCCAAACGAUCGACGGGGACCGGCUUUUCUUCUUUACCAGUGCUGCAUUAAACUCUCGGAACGCUCCGAAGAAUCGACUGAUCACAGCUGUUUGUGCUCCUUUCAGCCAAUGUUGCCAGGAGGAUACCUCUGCUGGAGAACUAAGUCCCCCAACGAUGAGAACUUGCGACUGAUCUUUACGUGGUGUGCGGCUAGAUUGCUCGACACGGAACUGCACCAGCCAUUACCCGCAUUGGAAGCCAGGCACGUGGAUGACGAUGAAGCCUUCUUCCGCGAGCUUGCCACAGUUGUCUUUUGCCAUCUGUGGAUGGCUUUUCUCAAGGCAAGCAAAGCCGAAGAGGAGGACGAGAACAUCGCCAAGUUGGUUUUUCAAAUCCGGGAACUUAUGGGAAUCUCUACCCCUGAAAUCUUUGCCACCGCAUCAGUGGCGCUCAUGAGUCUAGCACCACGCUGGGUAGUAAACGGCGUAUCGAGUCGCUCGAUUGAGGUUCCAUGGCAAUGCUAUCACACAGCCCAAAACCUGAGGUGUGUGCAAGAGAGAGCGCUGUGGGAGAGCUCUCAUCCCGAAUUCAUCGAGAUAUUCCUCACGGCUUAUGCCACGGUCAACACUUCAAAAGUACCAAGUCAAAUACUGGAAGCAGAUCACGUCAGCGCCUUCGUACAAGAACAUUCGAACAUAUCUUUAUCAUUUUCACUUAGCCAGGCUUCAGCGGCCACCUCCUCUAUUCCAACGAGAUCCCUUAACGGACCCUGUUAUUCACUUUUUCCCAAAGCGUCCAUUGAUUCAACGACCAAAUCCUCCACUAUUCCAACGAGACCGAUUAACGGACCUAGUUAUUCACCCUUUCCAACAGGAUCGUUUGAUCCAACUAUUUCUAUAACGCCUCGAUCUUCCCAGAGCAGCGGAUUUGCCUCGAUGUUGUCCUUGCAGCGAAGGAUAGCCCGGGGGCAGGGUCACAAGAGCAACGCUGAUGAUCUCUCAAUCCGCAGUCAGCGGCGAGAUUCAGCAUCGACUUCAUCCCUCAGGCGGCAGCUUGGACUCUCUAUAACGUCUUACAGAACCCUGUCGACGGACGAUAGUGAGUCCUUGCACAGUAGUGCCAUGGACUGGGAGCCCACCAUCGGCACGAUUGAGGAAGGCAUUGCAAUAUAA
Endocarpon pusillum Z07020 is the source of this 2343-nucleotide messenger RNA. RefSeq lists its product as uncharacterized. The coding region runs from base 1 to 2343 and encodes 780 amino acids. The record is from RefSeq and is a predicted model, not a curated record. Lineage: Eukaryota; Fungi; Ascomycota; Eurotiomycetes; Verrucariales; Verrucariaceae. The transcript has 2 exons.